AUGUUAAGUGGGAAAUCUUGGGUUGAGAUUACUGAAGAGGAUGAAGAAGAACAACAACUAAAAGAACAACAACUAAGAGAACAACAGCAACAACAACAAGAACAAUAUGGUGGUGAUGACCAACAAGAAGACUCAUAUGAAGAACAAGAUGAAGAAGAAUAUGAUCAAGAUCAACAGCAACAGCAAGAACCACCACGUCAUGGCCAGGGUGGUGGCGGCACCCAAAGAUUUGAUAGAAGAGAUAGAGGAGGUCAUAUGCAGAAAAGAGGAGCAAGAGGAGGAGGGUUUAGAGAUGACUAUGGAGGUGGUGGUGGAAGAGGUGGUUAUAACCAUCAUGGUAAUGAUAGAGGUGGAAACCAUCGAAAUAGUGUCUUUAACAAAUCUCCAAUGAAACAACAACAACACCAUCAUGUAGGUGGUGGAGGAAGAGGAGGAAACCAAAGAGAUGGUAGAGAUAAUGAUAAUAAUCAUAGAUCGUCACCGGCACCAUCUCCAACUCCACAACGCGUAUAUAGAGAUUUUGACUCACCAUUUGGCAGCCAGGAAUAUUCCAUUCCAACAGACCAUGCGUCUCCAUCACCUAAACGUGAUAAAAGAGAUUACAGCGACAACUAUUCAUCAUCAUCAUCGCCAAUUGACAACAAUAGAUUCAAAGACAAGAGAUCAGAUCAACAUCAUGAUAGUGGUGGUGGUCGUAAAUCACAACAAUCGUCAUCUGGUGGUAGAUUCGAUUCUCCUUCUCGUGAUCGAGAUAGAGAAAGAGAAAGAGAAAGAGAGUCUCCAUUUAGAGAUCAACAACAAAGAAAUCAGAAUCAUUCUUCUUCUUCUUCACCAAAUUUCAAAGGAGGUGAUCUCAGAGAUACAAUUGUGAACCAUCAUCAAGAAAGAAGAAAUCAUACCCCAUCAAAAUAUUCUGAUAAUUCUAGAGAUGAUGGACCGUCACCAUCACAAUUCAAGGGUGAUCUAAGGGAUUUGAUAAACCAAGAGAAACGUGAUCAUCGAUCGUCUCCAUCGCCAUCACCAUCGCCGUCACAAUUCAAGGGUGACCUUAGAGACUUGAUCAACGAAGAGAAAGAAAAAGCAAAAUCACCAUACAAUACACCAACCAAAACACUCGACCAACGAUUCAGUUCAAAUUCACCAUCACCUGCUGCUGGAAAUAAUAGAAAAGUAAAACAGUAUCACCGUGAUGAAGAUGAAGAAGAAGAAGUGGAGGAUGAAGAUGAGGAUGAAGAAGAAGUGGAUGAUGAAGAAGAAUUGGAGGAAGAAGAAGAGGAAGAAGAAAAAGAAGAUAAAAGAAAACCACAAUUUAAAAGUUAUAAAGAUAAGAUUAGAGAAAGAGAAAAGGCAUUAAAGAGUGAAAAGGAUCGUGUAUUAUAUUCCCCAAUUACACGUGUUCAACAUACCGAUACACGUGAUUUAUCAACUCCACCACAACCACGAAGAAGACAACUAGAGGAACUAAGUCCAUACGCUUCUCCACAACCAUCACCACAAGUUAGAAAAAGUAACAACACAAGAGGCUCUGAUCAAAAAUCUCAUACUCCACAAAAAUUAGUAUUUGAUGCAUCUGAUACACCUAAAACGCCACCAUCAACUUUAAAACAACAACAACCAAAGUCAACACCACCUCCAUCACAACCUAAAAAAGAACAACAACAACAACAAGGGGAGGAUGAAGAUGAAGGUCCAAUUGUUGGAACUUGUAAAGAAUAUGAAAAGAAAUAUUUAAGAUUAACUACUAAAGCAGACCCAACAAAAGUUAGACCUCAAAAUGUAAUGGAAACAUGGUUACCAAUGUUGGUUCGUAAAUAUAAACAAACUCGAAAUUAUGAUUAUACAUUGGAUCAAAUGAAAUCAAUUAGACAAGAUUUGGUUGUUCAACAUUUAAGAAAUUCCUUUACUUUGGAAGUUUAUGAAACAAAUGCAAUUAUUUCUUUGGAGAAUAAUGAUUUUCAAGAAUUUGGGCAAUGCUUAUCACAAAUUAAAGAAUUAUAUUCAAGUCAUAUACUAAGUAAAUACAUGUACGAAUUUGUAUCUUAUGAUAUCUUGUUUACUAUUUGUUUUAGUCCCGAAGAUAUCGACACUUUAUUACCAAUUUAUAACAAAUUUAAUUUAUUGGAGAAUGAACUGGUAAAACACUCUUUCAAUGUAUCAAAGGCAGUUGUAACCAAUAAUUAUUGUCAAUUCCAUCGAUUGUACUGUACAUCAUUUAAUCAUCAAAAAUAUUUGUUGGACAAGAUAUUAUCAACUAAAUUUAGAGAUAGUACUUUUGGUCCAAUUAUUAAAUCGUUUAAACCAUCAAUUCAUUUUAAUCUUUUGGAAAAACAUUUAUCGUGUAUUUCAAGGGACCAACUUGUCAAUUAUUUAAAUGAAAAGGAAAUGGUUAUAGAUUUGGAUAAAGAGCUCCUCAUGCCAAUCAAAAAAUCACCAGUUCCACCACCACAAAAAUAA
Molecule: messenger RNA, 2454 nt
Organism: Cavenderia fasciculata
Lineage: Eukaryota; Evosea; Eumycetozoa; Acytosteliales; Cavenderiaceae
Product: SAC3/GANP family protein
Exons: 5
Coding region: 1-2454 (817 amino acids)
Cellular component (GO): nucleus
Source: RefSeq, a predicted model, not a curated record